Molecule: messenger RNA, 440 nt
Organism: Gryllus bimaculatus (two-spotted cricket)
Lineage: Eukaryota; Metazoa; Arthropoda; Insecta; Orthoptera; Gryllidae
Source: the annotation of a GenBank genome assembly
UCUCUCUCUCCACGACGCACUCGAGCGCACGCAGCCCAGCGCCUCCAGCAACCGAGUGGGCGGACGGUGCGCGGGCGCCCAAUUUCUCCGCUGUUAGCGGUUCGCGCCAGCGCCGCCGCUCCAGCUCAGCGGCGACUCGAGUCGCGUGCGGUGGCGUCGAGUGUUUGGACAGGUGACGAUCCUGGAAUUCCUGCUUUGGUAACAGGGAGGUAGGGGGCGGGCGAGGCCGUGCGAAAACGAGCGAAAUGGUCCCCUGUAUUAGAAAUGGGAUAUUGAAUUCCAAAUGCAGUUUCCGAAUUUUGGAAGUGCAGCGUUCACCCACAUUGCAUAAUUUGUGUCGGAAUUACUGGGUGCAGGGCUGGGAGCUGCGACCAGCUAUGCAGAGAAGAGGGCUGCAGUUAAGUGCGCGUAAAAUGAAGGAGGGUUCUCCAUGUAACUGA